Molecule: messenger RNA, 2325 nt
Organism: Pipistrellus nathusii (Nathusius's pipistrelle)
Lineage: Eukaryota; Metazoa; Chordata; Mammalia; Chiroptera; Vespertilionidae
Source: the annotation of a GenBank genome assembly
AUGACACACACUCGGAGGAAGUCCCUUCCCAUGCUGAGUUCGGGCCCCAUUGGCCGCCGGGAGCCCCUGCAAAUGGAAGGCAGCAAUAUGGAGCAGGGGGCAGAGGGUAUGGACCCAGGCAUGCCUGAGAGCCCAGGGCACCCCACAGGGCGCCGCAAGAACUACCCACUACGUAAGCGUCCCCUGGUUCCUGAGAAGCCCAAGGCCUGCAAAGUGCUGCUGACCCGCCUGGAAAAUGUGGCUGAUCCACGGAGUGCAGAUGAGGCUGAUGAGCUGCCCCCCGACCUUCCCAAGCCCCCCAGCCCGGAUCCAUCCAGUGAGGACACUGGCCUCACCCAGCCCCGCAAGCGGCGCCUGGCCUCCCUCAAUGCCGAGGCCCUGAACAACCUGCUGCUGGAGCGAGAGGACACCAGCGGCCUGGCGGGCAGCCGCCGCAGUCGAGGGGGAGACCACCACCACGGUCGGGACCGGGACAGGGCCACUGGAGGCUUGUCUUCCAAGAAGCGGCCACGACUGGAGGACCGCGGAGGAGAAAGUCGGGAUCUGUCCCCAGAGCCAGCACCGGAUGAAGGUGCCCGCCGAGAUGGUGACCCAGCUCCCAAGAGACUGGCCAGCCUGAACGCAGCUGCCUUCCUAAAGCUGAGCCAGGAGCGGGAGCUCCCCCUGCGGCCACCUCGUGCCCACCCAGAAGCAGACAGGCGCUCCACUGAGCCACCAGCACUGAAGGUUCUGAGGCCAAAGUGGGCCAAAGUCAAUGGCAAGAACUACCCCAAGGCCCAGCAGGGGGUUGGCUCUGGGGAGGCUGCAAGCCCACCCAGCUGGCAAGGGUGCCCAGAGGAGCCAUGGUUAUCUGCAACCCCUCGUGGACCAUCCAACCAGCUACCUUACCAGCCCCUGAGCAAGGCUCUGGAGAGCCCCUUAGGGCUGCGCCCCCACUUGCCCCUGCUGAUGGGUGGACAGGCAGCCCUGAAGCCAGAGCCUGGGCGCCCAGGAGAGGAGUCGCCUGCCCCCAAGCAAGAACUGCACCAGCCCUCUUUUCCUGCACCCCAGCUGUCCCUCCUGCCCAUGCCUGGCAACUCCGCCGACUACAGUGGGCUGUGUGGUCGGCCUGAGCUCACUGCGCUAGGCAGCUUCUACCUGUAUUGCAGCCAAGAUGGGCUGCAGUGUGGGGGCUACGCCCCAUGCCCCAUGCUUCCCGAGGGCAAGCUGUCCCCAGUGGCUGCGCCUACCGAGGGGCCCCUUGUGGCCCCGAGCUCAGUGCCUGCGGGCACCUCUUUCCUGCACCCUCCCUGGGGCUCUCACUACUGUUCCAGCGAGGAUGCUGAAGUGAAUGGCUAUAGCAUCUGUGAAAUGUUGCCCCCUUCUCUUACCCACAUUGGCACUACCUGUGGCGGCUGUUCCUACAAAAUGCCUUUUGCAGCAGAAGGCUGCAGGUCCCUGGGCCAGCUGGAAUUUCCUCUUCCAGAAGCUGGCCACCCCGCCUCACCUGCCCACCCCCUCCUGGGAUGUCCUGUGCCCAGCGUGCCACCUGCAGCAGAGCCCGUCCCUCAUCUUCAGACACCCACCUCAGAGCCUCAGACAGUAGCCCGUGCAUGCCCUCAGAGCGCCAAGCCUCCGAGCGGCUCCAAGUCAGGUUUACGCACAGGCUCCAGCUGUCGGCACACUGUGAGGAGCAAGGCUGCCCGCAGGCCCAGCCACCCCAAGCAACCGCGUGUCCAGCGCCCACGCCCACGCCGCCAUCGCCGCCGCCGCACUAAUGGCUGGGUCCCUGUUGGGGCUGCCUGUGAGAAGGCUGUCUAUGUCUUGGAUGAACCAGAACCAGCCAUUCGAAAGAGCUACCAAGCGGUGGAGCGACAUGGAGAGACCAUUCGAGUUCGGGACACUGUCCUCCUCAAGUCAGGCCCGCGAAAGACGUCUACACCUUAUGUGGCCAAGAUCUCCGCCCUCUGGGAGAACCCUGAGUCAGGAGAGCUGAUGAUGAGCCUCCUGUGGUAUUACAGACCAGAGCACUUACAGGGAGGCCGCAGUCCCAGCAUGCACGAGAAUGAAGUCUUUGCAUCGAGACAUCAGGACCAGAACAGUGUGGCCUGCAUCGAGGAGAAGUGCUAUGUGCUGACCUUUGCAGAGUACUGCAGAUUCUGUGCCAUGGCCAAGCGCAGAGGCGAGGGCCUUCCCAGCUGGAAGACAGCACUGGUGCCCCCCUCUGCAGACUACUCCACCCCGCCGCACCGCACGGUGCCCGAGGACACGGACCCUGAGCUGGUGUUUCUUUGCCGCCACGUCUAUGACUUCCGCCAUGGCCGCAUCCUCAAAAACCCCCAGUAG